Molecule: messenger RNA, 561 nt
Organism: Rotaria sordida
Lineage: Eukaryota; Metazoa; Rotifera; Eurotatoria; Philodinida; Philodinidae
Source: the annotation of a GenBank genome assembly
AUGGCUUCAUGUAUGACAUUAAAACGUUCAUUUGAACAUGAUAGAGAUUCUCCUAAUAAUAAUAAUAAUAAUAAUAACUCAUUUGAAUCUCGAACAUCUUUACCAUCAUCAAAACGUCGUCGUCGUUGUUUCCCAAUGACAGUUGUUUCAUCAUCACCAACAAUGACAAAUGAAACAACAACAGUAUUUCCUGAUAUUCAACCAAUUGUAACUACAGAUGUUUUAUUAAAUCGAAUUAAAGAAGAAGUUCGUCGUCUUCAACGACGUCAUCAAUUAAAAAUAUCAACAUCAUCAGAUUUAAAUGAUGAUGAUGAUAAUAAUAAUAAUAAUAAUAAUUUAAAUGAAUGUCGUUCAUCAACAAAUCAUCAACAUCUUUUAACACUUAAACAAGUUAAUAUGAUAUGUGCACGAUUAUUAAAAGAACGUGAAGAAAAAAUUCGUGAAGAAUAUGAUCGAAUUUUAUCAUAUAAACUUAAUGAACAAUAUGAAGGCUUUGUUCGAUUUACACAAGAUCAACUUACACGAAGAUUUUCUGAAUUACAAUUCUCUUAUGUUUCUUGA